AUGCGGCCAGAAGAGAUUGAGAACAUAUUGAAGCGGUUAGAAAAUGGUGAAAUUUCGGAAGACGAUUCCACCGACAAUGAAGAUGACAUAGACUAUUAUUCGAGCCAAAGAGAUCGUCUGAUGGAGCUAGAUGAUGAAGAGGAUGUAGUACAGAGAAACAGGCUUGGAAAGUCGUGCAAGUUGCCGGAGAAACGGGAGAUUAUGAAAUCCAACGUACCCAGAGGAACAUAUCACGAAAAUGUGGCCUCUCACGAAGGCCUAGAAUUGUCGGUCACAAGUUGGAAAGACAACAAACAGAAAAUAUACGGAGGCGAAGAAAAUAAGAAGCAGUCAUGCAUGUCAUAUUUGUAA
Parnassius apollo (apollo) is the source of this 351-nucleotide messenger RNA. The record is from the annotation of a GenBank genome assembly. Lineage: Eukaryota; Metazoa; Arthropoda; Insecta; Lepidoptera; Papilionidae.